Messenger RNA from Corylus avellana, 1025 nucleotides. It is a transcript of the gene AFO, whose product is annotated as Plant-specific transcription factor YABBY family protein. The record is from RefSeq and is a predicted model, not a curated record. Gene Ontology annotation, biological process: cell fate commitment; multicellular organism development; polarity specification of adaxial/abaxial axis. NCBI's taxonomy places the organism in Eukaryota, Viridiplantae, Streptophyta, Magnoliopsida, Fagales, Betulaceae. Gene Ontology annotation, cellular component: nucleus.
AUGAUCAACUCCCACCAAGGAAAACACUUUUCCAUAUCUCUUCAUUGCCUAGAUACUUAUAUUAGUGGCAUCUCUCUCUCUCUCUCUCUCUCUCUUCAUAUAUUCUUUUUCUUACUUAAUAGUAUAUCAACAAGAUCAGAUCAUCAACGGAGGUUUUAUCUGUCUAUCCCAUCAAUCAAUCUAAUCCAAAAAAGAGACAGAGAGAGAUAGAGAGAGUGAAACAAGAGAGAAAGACAGAGAGAGAGAAUCUACAAACAUGUCCGCCUCAUCCACCGCCUUUUCUCCGGACCACCUCUCCCCUUCCGACCAGCUCUGUUACGUCCAUUGCAACUUCUGUGACACCGUUCUCGCGGUGAGUGUUCCUUGCAGUAGUUUGUUCAAGACUGUCACCGUCCGAUGUGGCCACUGCACCAACCUCCUGUCUGUGAACAUGCGUGGCCUGCUUCUUCCUGCAUCUAACCAGCUUCAUCUUGGACAUGCUUUCUUCACUCCUCAAAAUCUUCUGGAGGGUAUGCGAAGCGCACCGUCAAGCAUGAUGAUGAAUCAACCCAACCUAAAUCAGUCAGUUAUGCCAAUUCGAGGAGCUGAGGAGAUCCCUAAGCCUCCAGUUGUUGCCAGACCUCCGGAGAAGAGACAGAGAGUCCCAUCUGCCUACAACCGCUUCAUCAAGGACGAGAUCCAACGAAUUAAAGCUGGGAAUCCUGAUAUAAGCCACAGAGAGGCCUUCAGUGCUGCUGCAAAGAAUUGGGCCCACUUCCCCCACAUCCACUUCGGACUUAUGCCUGAUCAAGUACCCGUGAAGAGAGCUACCGUCCGUCAACAGGAAGGAGAGGAUGUGCUGAUGAAAGAUGGGUUUUUUGCUCCCGCCAAUGUUGGUGUCUCCCCCUACUAGGAAGUUUUAGUAGUGUUCCUCUGCAUGUGUUUUUCUCUUCUUUAACUGAUGUAAGAACUUAGGCGUCUGAAUUUAAGUUUCUUCUAAUUAUGUGGACUUUUUAUUAUCUAAAGUUUGGUUAAUUUGCGUGGUU